CUUUAAUUUUGGUUUUGUGAUUGCAAAAAGGGGAGAAUUUUUGGAACUCCAAUUCACCCCCCCUCUUGGAGUACAUUGAGUCAACAAUUGGUAUCAGAGCAAGGGCUCCAAUUUGAAGGUUUAACCACCUAGGAGUUGAUCAAGGAUGGCUCAAUUUCAAGCUUCUCAACCACUUGAAGGUUUGUCUACCACUAGACCUCCUUUCUUUUAUGGGACUAAUUACAAUUAUUGGAAGAAUAGGAUGAAGGUCUUUAUGCUUGCAAAUGUGCCCAAGGCAUGGAUUGUGACUAUGAAAGGUCCAUAUGUACCUAUGAAAGUUGUUGGAGAAAAAGAGGUGCCAAAGGAAGAAGUUGAAUGGAAUGAUGAAGACUUGGGGAAGAUCAUGAUCAACAACAAAGCAAUCAACAUGCUUCAAUGUGCUCUUAAUCCAACGGAAUUCCAUAGAAUGAAACCGGAGGAGAGCAUUCAAGAUAUGUAUACAAGAUUGAAUGAUAUAGUCACCAAUCUCAAGGCUCUUGGUAAAGUUUAUUCUUCGCAAGAAGUGGUGAGGAAGGUUCUUAGAGGCUUGCCUAAGAAUUGGGAAGCUAAGAAGACCGCAAUUGAAGAGUCUAAGGAUCUCAACACUCUCAAGCUUGAAGAUCUCAUUGGAAAAUUGAUGACAUAUGAGAUAGAAGUUCAAGUUGAUGAUGGAGUUGAAGUAGUUGAGAAGAAGAAGAAGGAUGUUGCAUUCAAGGCUAGCAACCAAAAGGAAAAGAGUGAAGAAGAUGCCAGUGAUGGUGAAAACAUCUCCACCUUGAUCUUUAGAGAAGUGAGGAGAUUCAUGAAGAAGAACAUCAAGAGCAAGCUUGCAAAAAGAUAUGAAGGAGAGUCUACCAAAAAGAGUGUGAAAUGCUAUGAGUGCAACAAGUUGGGGCAUUAUAGAAAUGAAUGUCCCAAAUUGAAGAAGGGUGAAAGGAAAAACAAGAAGAGCAUGAAGAAGAAAGCUUUUACCACCACUUGGAGCAAUGAUGAGACUAGCUCAAUGGAAAGUGAAAGCUCCUUGGAAAAUGGUGUUGCAAAUCUUUGCUUCAUGGCUCAAGAGGAUAGCUACAAUGAUGAGGAGUCCCAAACCUUUUAUUUGUACCAAUCAAGGCUAGUAGAGCCGGCUGCACCUUCUUCACAGCCGGCUCACCCAAAAUCCCGAGAGUUUUCUCUUUCUAAGAUUGAGCCAGCUCCAAGACUAAAGCCGGCUCUUUGUCAGUCUUUAAAUCUUUCGGGCUUCUCUCUCUUCGAACCAGAUCUGUUAUUUUCUCAACCCGCAAGCGAAUCCAAUCCAAACCCGAUCACUUGUGUUAUCAUGCUUUGUGAAUGGUAAUGGCAUCACUUAUGUUAUCAUGCUUAAUGGUUGUCUAUGAUUUUGAUGAUUGUCUGCUCUUAUUGAGGGGGAGCAUUUUGUGCUUAAAUUACUACUCUUAAUGGUUAUCAUGCUUAAAUGCUUUAAAAGAUUGAUGUGCAUGAAUUAAGGGGGAGUUUGUUGAUUAUGUGCUUUUUGAUGAAUGACAAAAAGGGGGAGAGAAUAUGCUGAAUAUAAUGUCAUUUUCUAG
Messenger RNA from Rubroshorea leprosula, 1583 nucleotides. The record is from the annotation of a GenBank genome assembly. NCBI's taxonomy places the organism in Eukaryota, Viridiplantae, Streptophyta, Magnoliopsida, Malvales, Dipterocarpaceae.